Molecule: messenger RNA, 1161 nt
Organism: Fonsecaea nubica
Lineage: Eukaryota; Fungi; Ascomycota; Eurotiomycetes; Chaetothyriales; Herpotrichiellaceae
Exons: 2
Coding region: 1-1161 (386 amino acids)
Biological process (GO): heme biosynthetic process
Cellular component (GO): cytosol
Molecular function (GO): zinc ion binding; porphobilinogen synthase activity
Source: RefSeq, a predicted model, not a curated record
AUGUCGUUCUCUUCCCUCGUUCAGGACAUUGCCUUCCGCGACUCGCAGUCGCAAACCAAUGCGCGGACAAGUGCCAGCAAUGUCAGCAACAAUGACACCCAGUCUACCAUCUCUCGGCCAUCACAGGCUCGCUCAUACACAUCUACCGCCGCCACCAGCGUGAGCAUUGCAGGCGAUAUCUCCAGUCAACUGCACGCUGGCUACAGUCAUCCACUUGCUAGAUCAUGGCAAGCAGAGAGACAACUAACAAAGUCAAUGCUCAUCUAUCCACUCUUCAUUACCGACAACCCUGACGAAAUAACUGAGGUCCCUUCCCUCCCAAAUCAAAAGCGCCUCGGCCUCAAUAAACUUGUCCCUUUUCUCGCACCUCUUGUGCAAAAGGGUCUACGCUCCGUCAUUCUCUUUGGCGUCCCCCUCGCCCCCGAUGCGAAAGAUGCUCUAGGCACAGCAGCCGAUGAUCCGGAAGGCCCCGUCAUAAAAGGCAUUCAGCUCAUUCGUCGACACUUUCCUCAACUAUAUGUGGUCGCAGACGUUUGUCUCUGCGAGUACACCUCGCACGGCCACUGUGGAAUUCUCCGCGAUGACGGCUCCUUGAAUAACGCGAUGAGCGUUGAGCGCAUCUCCGAUGUUGCUUUGGCGUAUGCUCAUGCUGGCGCUCACUGUGUGGCACCUUCUGACAUGAACGACGGUCGCAUUCGCGCCAUCAAAUUGAAGCUUAUCGAGGCUGGGCUGUCACACCAAGUCACCUUGAUGAGUUAUGCGGCCAAAUUCUCCGGUUGCUUGUACGGGCCUUUCAGGGAUGCGGCAGGAUCGUGCCCGAGCUUUGGCGAUCGGAAAUGCUAUCAGCUCCCUCCCGGUGGCCGGGGUCUUGCUCGUCGAGCCAUCACACGAGAUAUCCAGGAGGGAGCAGAUAUCAUCAUGGUGAAACCCGCUUCAUCCUUUCUGGACAUUAUAUCGGAUGCCAAGGAAAUUGCAAAGGAUAUGCCCAUCGCCGCAUAUCAGGUUAGUGGAGAAUAUGCCAUGAUCCACGCCGGGGCCAAAGCGGGCGUAUUUGAUCUGAAGACCAUGGCUUUUGAGAGUACUGAAGGUAUCUUACGAGCCGGAGCAGGAAUUGUGGUCAGUUAUUUUACACCGGAGUUUUUGGAUUGGCUCAGCGUUUAA